AUGGCCUGGGAUGAAACGAGGGAGGUCCAACUGCAACAAGAGCUAACUUUGAGUACUUCCAUCCAUCCUGGAGCAUCCGGCGCCGCGAGGAGGUUGGAAGAAGGUUGCUGCUGGGCUAUUCCUUUUGGCGAGUUUGGCGGCCCACACCAGAAAACCGCUCGCAGCCGCCCUGCCCACCGCAUGUUCGCGAUGGUGAGACGAGGCGGUUCUCCUCAUGCGCCCAGAACGAAUAUCGACACGUCAAAGUCUAUCAUGUGUGGUCUCUUAAACCAUGAAUGCAAGUGGUCGUCAUCGGGCCCGUUGAACUUCAAUCCAUCGAGCUCCAUGGCCUUCUCUAUUGGAUCAGUUCUCAACAUUGGCGUCUUUGCCGCCACUGCUCGCCGACACGAAUAUGGGAGGGCGGGCGAGAUACCUACGGGAAGGAUCUGGCUGCUCAGCCGUUUACGAGUCGCAUCCACAAUACCACAGGAAAACCAUAUGCGCAUAAAUGCCAGCACGUCCCAUGGGAAGAGCUUUGCAUCGUUCCAUUGCGGGGAACAGCUGAUCUGCGCCUGA
This is a messenger RNA of Coccidioides immitis RS, 555 nucleotides long. RefSeq lists its product as uncharacterized. The record is from RefSeq and is a predicted model, not a curated record. Bases 1 to 555 code for a protein of 184 amino acids. The transcript has 3 exons. Lineage: Eukaryota; Fungi; Ascomycota; Eurotiomycetes; Onygenales; Onygenaceae.